This is a messenger RNA of Fusarium poae, 531 nucleotides long. RefSeq lists its product as uncharacterized. The record is from RefSeq and is a predicted model, not a curated record. The transcript is spliced from 2 exons. The coding region runs from base 1 to 531 and encodes 176 amino acids. Lineage: Eukaryota; Fungi; Ascomycota; Sordariomycetes; Hypocreales; Nectriaceae.
AUGAAAGGACUCACUGCACUCGCUCCAUUCUUGUCUGUAGUUGCGGCUAUAGAUGCCUACCUCUACAUAACGCCCGACUGCCGUGUCACCGGUCCUGGUGGGGGCUUUGGCAGCUACAUGCGAUGCAACAACAUGAGGCCAAACACUUGCUGUGGUGUUGACACAACCGAGAGUCCUUUCCAGUCUAUUGCUCUUCAAGGUAUUCAAGAUGGAUUCCCAGCAUUUCUGAUCGGGUACAGAGGCGGUAAUUGUACCGAGCGUGUGGCUAGAGAUUCGGGUCAUGGAAGCUUUAAGGUUUGUAUCCCGUAUUUUGGGAUUUCAUACACCGGUUGCGACUGGAAUCCCGGGUUUUACAAGAGGGAUUCAUUGGAUGAGAAGGUCGGGUGUCAGAGACCUGAUGUCCUUGUUCUACCUGAUGGAACUGAGUAUGAAUUGAGUGGCCUCAGUAAUGAAAGCUUCCAGGAAAUCCUCGAUAUUAGCGCCCUAGCAACCGGCUCUUCCGACAUUCCCGACAAGUUUCGGGUACUCUGA